CUUCGUUUGUUCACUGUUUGGCGAUGUCCUCGAGUCGUUUGAUGUGGGAGUUCCAGUUGAUGAGCUGUAUCUUGGUCUGCAGCGUGGCGGGGUUGACGUCCACCACAUUGAUGCCGCAGUUGUUGAUCACCGCCUGACAAACAAGAACAAACAACAUAUGACAGACAUCCCGCCUCCCUCUGAUCCAUCCAUCUUGAUAGAUGUUGCUCGCUGCGCUGACCGUCUCGGCACUGAGUCGCAAUCCAACGUCGUCGCCAGCAGCGUCCGCCAGCAGGCGCCGCAGAAACUCACCAUGGGCUACAGCAACGACCUGAAUCACACACACCCAUUGACACGUACUCCACUCCCUGUGUCGUAGGUCGUCAUUAAUGCAUUGCGUUUCCCUCCUUCCCUUCCUCCCUCACUCACCACAGGCGGCUGUUGGUCCGCCUGUGAGGCGAAGGCGGCGGACACGUCGAUGCCCAGGCGGGAUGCCAGCAUGGGUGGCUGUUUGGCGACCACAAUGAGGUCGUCGAUGGCGGCCCUCACUCGGGUGGCGAUGUCUAUGCCGCUCUCACCUAUCGACCCCAGACGGGCCUCACCCUCACCCAACCGCCAUGACGCAUACGUGCCUGUCCAGAGGGAGGGAAGGACAAAGAAAGAAGGAUGGGUGAAUGAAUGUAUGCACUAAUCAAAUCAACCAACGGAUGGCAGACGGUCACGUGGUAGGUGGGUGUUUCUCUCUUGUGUGUGGUCGUCGUUGAGUUGACUCACUGGUGAGUGAUGGUAGGCCGGAUGCGAUGCCCCUUCCCUCCAGCUCACCAAAGUCCACCUCAUCCAGGUCCUUGAACCGAAGCCGAGGCACAUCACGGUGACGCCUGACAGACCGACAGCCAGCCAGCCAGACAGACAGACAGACAGAUGGGCGUCUGUCUGUGUUGUGUGUGUGUGUAUGUUUGUGGUGCUGGCUGACGAGUGGACGAUGUCGGCUGUCUGCCCGGCGCGCAUCAUGGAUGACGACACGACCGCACGAACGUCCAUGCCCUCAAGCACUCCGGCGAGAGCUGUUGCUUGACGGACCCCUGCACAGCACACACCACACCACACCACGCACCGGCACAGGCACACAGACAUCCAAUCCACGGCCCAGCAGGUCAGUACUGUACAGACAUGCAAUGAAUGCAUCGUGAUCGAUCUGUCUGUCUGCGUGCUGUCUGUGCACUGCACCUUCAUCGUUGAUUGGCGCGUUGAUUCUCCUGCCUUGGAUGAGCCGCUCCUUAUUGUAGUCUGUCUGCCCGUGGCGACACAGCACCAGCCGCACCCACCCAGGCUCCACAGGGCCCAGCUGUGACCGAAACUCCUCUCCCAGUGAAGAUGAGCCAUCCGCUGCAGCACGAGCACCGGGCGGGGCAAUUAAGGAGGUCAGCAGCACCAGCGGCAGAGCGCUGCUCUCGGCAAGGAAGAGCCGUCGCGAAGAUGAGGCUGACGCGUCGCUGGGUGGGUCUGCGGACAUGCUUGGUGGUCUCCGAAGCUGUGAGUGGGUGCGAGAGGCAGCGGCAGGCAGGGGAAGUGUGGGAGUGAAGCCCAAAACUAUAGAUGUAUGGAGGAUGGCCAUGGUGCAGAACAGUAGUGGGAGAGAUGCAGAUGAGAGUGCAGUCAUCGCGAAGCGCGAAAAUUCCAGUCGUCCUUUGUGUGUGGAGGCACUGCAAG
Messenger RNA from Vitrella brassicaformis, 1689 nucleotides. The record is from the annotation of a GenBank genome assembly. Lineage: Eukaryota; Vitrellaceae.